Molecule: messenger RNA, 1146 nt
Organism: Trematosphaeria pertusa
Lineage: Eukaryota; Fungi; Ascomycota; Dothideomycetes; Pleosporales; Trematosphaeriaceae
Exons: 2
Coding region: 1-1146 (381 amino acids)
Cellular component (GO): mitochondrion
Source: RefSeq, a predicted model, not a curated record
AUGUCCUCGCCGCGGCUGCCAUUCCUAUGGCCGAUGCUGUUCAGGCCGCUAAAGCCACCGCGAAAGCAAGUCCGCGUCUCGCAUCGCCGAGCUCCAUCCUCCAGAUGCUUUGCGACAACGCCUCUCCGUUCCGAAGAAUCAAGACCGCAGCGCUAUGGCACCGCGCAAGAGCCAGCUGCCCAUCUGCAGGAUAGCAAGGCACAGGGAGAAAGUAGUGAGCAAGAGAAGAGAACACCAGGGUCCAUACAAGAGGGAGACGAGGACGCACCAUCGCAGUUUACAACACCCACCUCACAAUCAAAGACGGCCGACACCGCCGAACCCGUCCCGCCACCAGAUCCCCCCAAAACGCCCGACCCGAAGCCCCUAGAUACGGUCCUACACAUGCCUUCGCCCCAGGAAGAAGAGAGCCGGAAACCGCCGCACCUCAAGACCCCGCCUUACGUCCACCACUUCGACACUUACAGCCUGGUAAAGGACCUGACAAAAUCCGGUUUCACGCAGGACCAGUCCAUUACCGUCAUGAAAGCGGUGCGCAGCAUCCUCACAGACAACAUGGAGGUCGCCCGGGAAGGGCUCGUUAGCAAGUCAAACGUGGAGAACGAGACGUACCUGUUUCGGGCUGCGUGCAGCGAGCUCAGGACCGAGGUGGGAAAUGCGAGGAAGGGUGAGAUGGAGAGGAUGCGCACAGAGAGGAACCAGUUGCAGCAUGAGGUGGAUAUUUUGGGCCAGCGGAUGAGCCAGGAGACCGGGCACUUGAAGGACGAGCUGAAGGGACUGUUUGACGACCGGAAGAUGGCUGUGCGGCAGGAGCAGCGCACUAUGGAAUCCAAGAUCCAAGAGCUCAACUACAAGAUCACCAUUGCGCUCAACUCGGACGCCCGCAGCGAGAUCGAAGGACUGCGAUGGAUCCUUACACGGCGAGCUGCUAUAACAGUGGGCGUGACUGCGUUCAUGCUGUUCGUUGCGCUGCGCUACUCAAGCUAUGUAAGCCAUCAGCAAAAGGAGCAGGAAAAGGCGUACAAGAAGAAGCCCCCACCCGACGAAGAGCAAAACCCUCCCUCAACCGGCAAACCCGCCCUGGGUAAAGAUGAGCCAAUUGGCGGCGAACUGUUGACCACCGAAGGCGGAGUCUCGCUAGCAUAA